AUGGCAUCAUCAGCAAUUGCACCAACAAGUGGUUCAAAUGCAGCAUAUCAAGAAGAGAAAUUACAUCAUACACCAUGGGUAGAAAAGUAUAGACCAAAAAACUUAACAGAUAUAUCAUCACAAGAACAUGCUGUAAAAAUUCUACAAAAACAAAUCACUUCGGGGAAUAAUAAUUUACCACAUAUGUUAUUUUAUGGUCCUCCUGGUACUGGUAAAACAUCAACAAUAUUAGCUUUAGCUAAACAAUUAUAUGGUCCCAAUUUGUAUAAGUCUAGAGUAUUAGAAUUAAACGCAUCCGAUGAAAGAGGUAUCUCAAUAGUUAGACAAAAGAUCAAGAAUUUUGCAAAAUUAACUGUAAGUAACCCUAGUGAAGAAGAUUUAAAAAAUUAUCCUUGUCCACCAUACAAAAUCAUUAUAUUGGAUGAAGCUGAUUCAAUGACCAAUGACGCACAAUCAGCAUUAAGAAGAACAAUGGAAACUUAUUCAAAUAUUACAAGAUUUGCUUUAGUGUGUAAUUAUAUUACUAGAAUCAUUGAUCCUUUAGCUUCAAGAUGUUCAAAAUUUAGAUUCAAAUUGUUGAAUAAUGAAAAUUCAUUAAACAGAUUGAAAUAUAUAAGUGAUGAAGAAAAUUUACAAUUUGGAGAAAAUGAAAAUGAUGUAUUGAAUGAAAUUUUAAGAAUAAGUAAUGGAGAUUUAAGAAAAGCAAUAACUUUUCUACAAAGUGCAUCAAAAUUGAGUUUAAGUUUACGAAAUGAUAAUGAAAUUGGGAGUGAAGAUGGAUUAAUUACUAAGGCGUCUAUAAGAGAAACAGCUGGGAUUUUACCAGAUGAAUUGAUUAAAACUUUGAUUAAUAAAAUGCAAAAUUCUAAUCAACCAAACAAAAUAUCAAAUUUAAUUGAAUUUAUCAACGAUAUCAUACUCAAUGGUUGGAGUGUACAACAAUUAAUCGAUCAAUUACAUGAUUUUUUAAUAUUAGAUGAUACUUUAUCACUGGAACAAAAAAACCAAAUCAGCUUUGCUUUAUUUGAUUGUGAUAAAAAGUUGAAUUUGGGUACUGAUGAACACAUUCAAUUAUUAAACAUUAUUUUGUCUAUAGCUAAAAUAUUAUAG
Messenger RNA from Lodderomyces pseudojiufengensis, 1110 nucleotides. RefSeq names its product replication factor C subunit 2 (gene RFC2). The coding region runs from base 1 to 1110 and encodes 369 amino acids. Gene Ontology annotation, cellular component: DNA replication factor C complex; nucleus. NCBI's taxonomy places the organism in Eukaryota, Fungi, Ascomycota, Pichiomycetes, Serinales, Debaryomycetaceae. The record is from RefSeq and is a predicted model, not a curated record. The transcript has a single exon. Gene Ontology annotation, molecular function: ATP hydrolysis activity; DNA clamp loader activity; ATP binding. Gene Ontology annotation, biological process: DNA repair; DNA-templated DNA replication.